Penaeus chinensis is the source of this 1323-nucleotide messenger RNA. RefSeq lists its product as uncharacterized. The transcript is spliced from 4 exons. The record is from RefSeq and is a predicted model, not a curated record. The coding region runs from base 647 to 994 and encodes 115 amino acids. Lineage: Eukaryota; Metazoa; Arthropoda; Malacostraca; Decapoda; Penaeidae.
UAGAAGUCUUGAAGUCAACGGGUCGGCACUCCACUCUGGAUCAGUAAAAAAUCUUACUACAAAGCGACACGGGAAAAACUCGUCCACCCUUUACUUCUAUGUAUUACUUAUGUAUGAAUUCCGGUCAGGUGCUCGACAAAAAACCAUUGCUAUCUCGUCUGGUUUCCAAGUAAAGUUAAAUAUAUUCGCUUUCUUGUUAUUUUUCAGUUAAAGAUUGUAUUCCGAACCCUGUUCUUAAUACUCGUAAAUCCAAAAGUGAGAUCUUUGAUUAAAAGAAUUUCCUCUGCAGAUACAGAAUAAUUUGUACGAACAAGUUAAAUGCUUCGGUUCGGACGAGCUAACUGAACCCUCACGUCGACUCGCUCGAUACUAGGCGACUCGUUUCGCGCACAGGUGGAAAAAAGGGGGCGUGGCGGCAGAUCGCUGAGGUACACCAACGAAGACGCACACUACUGCAGCUGAGGGCCGAGUUGAGGGGCGUGGGCGUCUUUUGUCACACUUAUUUGAGUAUUUAUGAUACUGCUAAUAAACUUCUAAUGACUUGGAGUGGUCCCCAUACGAUGAUGGAGAGAAGACACAAGGUAAACUAUUUGAUUAUAGAAAGAGGUCAGCCCAAGCUUCAUUGAAUGCAUCACAGGUCCAGGUAAUGGAUGGAGCUCAGGUUCUAGAAAGCAUUCCAGAUGCGUUUUCGGAAACUCUAGGUUGUACUUCUCUUAUUGAACAUGACAUCUCCCUUGUUACUACCGAGUGUUUGAAGCCUAAGAUAUAUCCCAUACCUCUCCACCUGCAAUCACAUUUUGAAGAGGAAGUAGAGCUACAUAAGCAAGGGAUCAUUAGAUCGUCUUCUCACUGCUCACCCGUGGUAAUGAUACAGAAUACUCUGGGCAAACAAGUUAAAAGCUUGGGUUCGGACGAGCUGACUGAACCCCCACGUAGACUCGUUCGACACACACCGACUCUUUUCACUCACAAGGUGUGGCGGCAGAUCGCUUGAGGUACACCAACGAAGAAGCACACUACUGCAGCUGAGGGCCGAGUUGAGGGGCGUGGGCGUCUCUUGUCAUCCUUUAUUUUUUAGUAAUUAUGGUGUUGCCAUUUAGUUCGAAUAUAUUUGUAACUGGUGUCAUUAUUAAGAACAAAAUGCUUUGAUAUUGUUGGGAUUUCGGCGUUGUUAGAAACGAACCGACCUUGGUUCUUGUGACUUUUUUUUCUCUUAUAGGAAAUUUCAGCGUUUUUUUGGUGCAUGCGGUUUGUAGGGUUUCGGCGUUGUUAGCUAUUCUGGGAUACAAUUCAUAUUAAAUUCCUAUUGCAUAUUAAUUGAAG